Molecule: messenger RNA, 1858 nt
Organism: Pocillopora verrucosa
Lineage: Eukaryota; Metazoa; Cnidaria; Anthozoa; Scleractinia; Pocilloporidae
Source: RefSeq, a predicted model, not a curated record
CCGAUCAAGAACAACAUGGCGGCCAACAUGGCGAUUUGUCACAUUAAGAAGAAUCUAACAGCUUUGAGGCAAUAUCCUCGCGUAGCUUUGAACAACAUAAGAGAUUUACCUGAAGCAUUCAAAGCGCAACACCGUAAAGGACGUGGUAGAGGAUCUGGACGUGGAAAGACUUCUGGACGUGGCCACAAAGGACAGGGUCAACGAAAUACAAAACCUAGGCUUGGAUUUGAAGGAGGCCAAACACCUCUCUAUCUUCGUGUCCCAAAGCAUGGCUUCAAAAACAUAUACAAAAUGCAUUAUAGACCUCUGAACUUAAACCGCCUUCAGUUCUUCAUAGACAGUGGCCGUCUAAACCCCAAUGCACCCAUUACCAUGUAUCAUCUUUGGAGAUCAGGAGUUACUGGAGGAAGAAUAAAGGAUGGGGUUGUAUUGCUGGGAGGGGGUACAACUUGGUUCCAAGCUAAAGUUGAUAUCGAGGUUAGCAAAGCAUCAAAAACUGCUAUAAAAGCCAUUGAACGACAGGGUGGAAAAAUCACAUGUGCUUAUUACAACAAACUGGGCCUUCGUUUGUUACUUAAACCAGAAAAGUUUGAAGGGAAAAGGAUUCCAAGAAGAGCUCGUCCUAAUACAAAGUUAAUGGAAUAUUACACAAGUGUUGAGAACAGAGGAUACCUGGCAGAUCCUGAUGAACUUGAAAAGGCCAGGCAACUUACUUACAAACUUGAAAAUGAAGUGGAUUAAAGCAGAAUGUACUAACCGUACUUGUAGUGUUGUAUUAAUAAGGUCUGUAAACAAGGUUUUACAAUAUCAAAUAAUGUGUGAACACUAGUUACAUGCAUGUAAAUAAUAAAUAGAGUUCUCUAACACAUAUCCCAUAUGGCCUGUUGGUGCUUUACAGUAAAAUUUGAUAUUGACUUCCCCACUCUGUCACUGUGUGGAAUUUUCAAAUACAGAUUCUGUGAGGCAUUAGCGGAAGUGUGAUAAGUACUUUUUGAUUGAGGGUUGUGAACCAAAACCAUAGUGAACAAAAUGUCUAAUUAGACCAAGAGCAAAUAUCACCAAUAAAUACCAAUGGGAUUUCAGAGUUAUUCACAUAACUAGAGGGAGGUAUGCAGGAAAACACAAGUGACUUAGUUUUAGUUUGUAUCUGAUUGGUUGAGAUUGUGGUGCAAGUACUCUAGAGCAAUCUUUGAGAAAAGUUGGGAAAAACCAAUGUACUCCUGUCAAUUACUUUGGACAUACACUUGAAAGUUGCUGCAAGAUCUGAUGGAAGAACACUACCUGGAUGUGUGCCAGUGUUGCUUGAAGCUUUUGUACUCCUUGUGGAUAAAGUGCCAUAGGCUUUCCUUUCUUCUUUCCUUUGUUUCAUUUUUACUGCAUUUCUUCACUGGUCUCAUACUUUGCUUCAUCUAAGUGGCCUUAAUUUUUUCUCUUUCUUUAUUAUUAGGGAACAUGUAAGAGCAGGCAUGAGGCACAAGGCAAGGGUGAUCAAAUCUAAGCUGAUUGGCCAUGGGCAUCUCUCCUCCCCCUUUAUUUUCCUUUAAAAGAGAAGGAAUUCUAUGUGAUUUGAAUUUACAGCACCAUAUUUUUAGAAAACUCUCAGUGAGCGGGAGAUAAGGCCACAACGUGGAACCAGAAGUUUAUCACCAUGUCGUUUUUUUUCUGGUUUUGAAACUGACCAAGCAACAAAUCAUAGAGUACUGGUACAUGUACAUAUAUGAUCCUGAUGUCAUUUCAUUCCCUUUGGUUCACAACUUGAUGAUCAACAAGAUGAUGUGUUUAACUCUGUUUUUAAUUGUAUUCUACUGUCCUUCUAACUGAUAUUAAAUCAAACAAGAAAAUCAACAUUUUUGUUCUU